UUACUUUCGAACGUGACUACCACGGCGAAUUGGUAAUCGAUCGCGAACUAGUAAGAGCUACUGAUAAUGCAAUAAAUGAAGAAAAACAAGAAUAUAUAGAAGAAUCAGAUGAAGCUACAAAUAUAGGA
This is a messenger RNA of Racocetra persica, 128 nucleotides long. NCBI's taxonomy places the organism in Eukaryota, Fungi, Glomeromycota, Glomeromycetes, Diversisporales, Gigasporaceae. The record is from the annotation of a GenBank genome assembly.